AUGGUGCCCGCUGCACUUCUCUCUGGGGAUGGCAGACUGAGAAGGAUGCUGUUGGUGCUGCUGUAUGUGUCCCACACUGCCGCUACCAAGUGCGGUAUCCAGAAAGCCACCCUAGUGGACAAAUCAGAGGAGAAUCUAGUGGCCAUCACCGAGUUCCCAUGGGUGGUGUCCUUGCAGGACACACAGUACACCCACCUGGCCUUCGGCUGCAUCCUCAGCAACUUUUGGAUCCUCAGUGUCGCAUCUGCCUUUCAGAACAGAAAGAGCGUUAUUGCUGUGGUUGGUAUAGCCAGCAUGGAUCCCAAAAUGGUUGCUCACGCAGAGUACCCCAUCAAUGUCAUCAUCAUCCACGAAGACUUCGAUAACAGCUCGAUGAACCAUAACAUAGCCCUGCUGAGGACAGACUCAGCGAUCCAUUUUGAUGACCUGGUCCAGUCCAUCUGCUUCCUGAGUAGAAAGCUGCAUUUGCCACCAGUCUUGCACAACUGCUGGGUGUCAGGAUGGAACCCCACAUCUGCAACAGGAAAUCAUAUGACAAUGAGUAUCCUGAGGAGAAUCUCCGUGAAAGACAUUGACCCAUGUCCCCUACACAAACCCCGGAAGACAGGAUGCGGCACUCACACAGAGCAGGAAACUGCCACCGUCUGCUUGGGGGAACCAGGAAGCCCCAUGAUGUGCCAGCUUCAGGAGGUGAAUCUGUGGGUCCUGAGAGGACUCUUGACUCAAGGAGGUGACCAAUGUCCCGGCCUCUUCCUGUACACCAAAGUGGAAGAUUACAGCGACUGGAUCAUGUCCAAGGCUAGGAGGGCUGGCCCCUCCCUGUCUUCGCUCCACCCCUGGGAGAAGUUGGCCCCAGUUCGCUACCAGGAGCCAUCAGCCCUCCUGCCCCAGAGCACUUUCACGGCAACGCACCUUGUGGCCUGGUCCCACUCCCAAGAGCACGAGCACAUGCACGAGCACGAGCACAAGCACGAGCACGAGCACAAGCAUGAGCACGAGCACGAGCACGAGCAUGACAUGUCCACUGUGCACUCGGUGCCAGUGAACGGCUCUGGAGAUUCCGGUCAAACCUUCAGGGCUAAGGUGCUCCAUGAUGCAGAAAGACAUUCCGAGGCAGCCGCUCAACCCGUGUACUAUGACUACUAUGGUGGUGGGGCUGGGGAGGACUCGACGGCAGGUCAGAGCAGGCUGCGUCAGCCCCAAGCCAUGAGCUUGGUUUUCUCUGUGCUAGUUUUCUUUGGCAGCAGUGUCUUGUCUAGCUAACCCACCACCACAUGGAAGAGGAAGCUCGGAGCACUGAGUGCCAGGCAUUCACCAGACCCUUUUGGCGUCUGUUUUUGAUAGGUGCUCUGCUGGGCUGUCAUGGA
Messenger RNA from Perognathus longimembris pacificus (Pacific pocket mouse), 1367 nucleotides. It is a transcript of the gene Prss54, whose product is annotated as serine protease 54. Gene Ontology annotation, molecular function: serine-type endopeptidase activity. The record is from RefSeq and is a predicted model, not a curated record. Gene Ontology annotation, biological process: proteolysis. Lineage: Eukaryota; Metazoa; Chordata; Mammalia; Rodentia; Heteromyidae.